GAAGCGAUCAUGUGUCAGAAGUGAAAGUGAAAGAAGGAUCUUCUGCAGUUUUGGGCCUUAAAAGCGCUGACGCACCGACUCUUUGUAUAAAGCCGAGACGAGUAAACUUUCAAAAGCAGUGUUUAGAAAGAGCUUUACUCCAGACUGAUUGUUAGAGCUGUGCAGUGGUACAGUGUGCAGGUGAAAGAUGCUAAACACAUCGACAAAGACACUGACCGGAGGAUUCUCUUUUGAGAACACACGCAGAAAUGCUGUUCUUGAAGCAAAUUUAUCAGAGAAGGGGUACAGUGCGCCAAACGCCAGGAAGACUGGUACCACCAUCGCUGGCCUGAUAUUCAAAGAUGGAGUUAUUUUAGGUGCAGACACCAGAGCCACAGAUGAUAUGGUCGUAGCUGAUAAAAACUGCAUGAAAAUCCACUACAUAGCUCCCAAAAUCUAUUGUUGCGGUGCAGGUGUUGCGGCUGAUGCUGAGGUCACAACUCAGAUGAUGUCAUCAAAUGUGGAACUGCAUUCACUCAGCACAGGACGACCUCCUCUUGUCGCCAUGGUGACCCGACAGCUCAAACAGAUGCUGUUUAGGUAUCAGGGGCACAUUGGUUCUUCUCUAAUUGUUGGAGGUGUGGAUAUUAAUGGCCCACAGCUCUAUAGCAUCUACCCUCAUGGUUCCUAUGAUAAGCUUCCUUUCCUUACAAUGGGGUCUGGAGCAGCUUCUGCCAUUUCUGUAUUUGAGGAUCGUUACAAGCUAAAUAUGGAGCUGGAGGAAGCAAAGCAGCUGGUGAGGGAUGCCAUCACUGCAGGCAUCUUCUGUGAUCUGGGUUCUGGCAGUAAUGUAGACCUGUGUGUGAUCACAGAGAAAACUGUGGAUUAUCUGAGAGCAUAUGACCAGCCCGUUCAGAAAGGAUUGAGGGAGGGUACGUACAGAUACAAGCCAGGCACUACUGCUGUGCUCACAAAAACAGUGACUCCAUUAACGCUGGAUGUUGUGGAUGAAUCUGUCCAAGUGAUGGACACAGAAUGAGACAUAAAGAACAUUUGUGCACUCUUUGCUUCAGUCAUUGGAAAAUAUGAGGGAUGUGUGUAGUUCAAAAAUUGAGAUUAAGGAAAGAAAAGAGAUGUUUCCCUUUUUGGUUAAAAAUGUUUUGGUACCUUUCCCCUGUAUUCAAUCAUUUGCAUUUGAGCUGCUCAAAACUGUUUUGCAAAAAGAGAGAUUUGUGUAGUUUUAUAGUUCAUUUAAUAAAAUUUAAGAAAAAAAGGAAAAAGUGUCAUUUUUGUCAUGUCAGAGUGACAUUUUUAAAGCUGAACUAUCAUUCAUUUGUUGGAUGCAAAGGCAAAAUGAUACCAUUAGUCCACAUUUAUGAAUAUUAACCAAUAAAAGGCUUUAUAGAUU
Messenger RNA from Sinocyclocheilus grahami, 1387 nucleotides. Its product is annotated as proteasome subunit beta type-7-like. NCBI's taxonomy places the organism in Eukaryota, Metazoa, Chordata, Actinopteri, Cypriniformes, Cyprinidae. Gene Ontology annotation, molecular function: threonine-type endopeptidase activity. The transcript is spliced from 8 exons. Gene Ontology annotation, cellular component: cytoplasm; proteasome core complex. The coding region runs from base 188 to 1018 and encodes 276 amino acids. The record is from RefSeq and is a predicted model, not a curated record.